CUUUUCAUCUCAGUCUGUUGUCUUGGAAUCGCUUGCCUGAUACAAUCAACUUUGCAUUCAAUCAUUCCAUCAUGGGCAAGACUGGCAUCCGUACGGCCAAUAAGGUCAGCUUUGACAAGCCGGCCUCUGAGCAGCCUGGCCUGCAUAACAGAUGGCAUCCAGAUAUCCCCUUCUCCGGCACCAUCAAGAAUGGCGAGACAGUCAAGAUUGAAUGCGUAGACUGGACCGGUGGCCAGAUUGGCAACAACGACUCGGCGGACGACAUGCUCAACGUCGACUUGACCAAGAUCCACUACCUCAGCGGUCCGUUUGAGGUCGAGGACGCUCAGCCGGGUGACCUGCUCCUGGUGGAGAUUAUGGACGUCCAGCCGUUUGAGGAUCAGCCUUGGGGUUUUACCGGUGUGUUUGAUAAGAAUAAUGGUGGUGGGUUUUUGGAUGAAUUGUAUCCUACGGCGGCAAAAGCAAUCUGGGACUUUGAAGGAAUCUACUGCACCUCGAGACACAUCCCGGGAGUGAAAUUCGCCGGGCUCAUCCACCCGGGCAUCCUGGGGUGCGCCCCCUCCGCCGAGGUCCUCGACACCUGGAACGCACGAGAGGGCGAGCUCAUCGCGGCCAACAAGCUCGACCGCGACGUCGCGAAGCCGCCGGAGCCGAUCAACGUGCACGCCGGCGCGGCGGACGCGGAGCUCAAGGAGAAGGUCGGUAAGGAGGGGGCCAGGACGAUUCCUGGGCGGCCUGAGCAUGGCGGCAACUGCGAUAUCAAGAAUCUGAGCAGAGGAAGCAAAGUCUACCUCCCCGUCCACGUCCCCGGCGCCAAAUUCAGCGUCGGCGACCUACACUUCUCUCAGGGCGACGGAGAAAUCUCCUUUUGCGGCGCCAUCGAGAUGGCGGGCGUCAUCACGAUAAACUUCAAAGUCAUCAAGAACGGCGUCGCCGACCUGGACCUCAAGUCCCCCAUUUACAUCCCCGGCCCCGUCGAGCCGCAGUUCGGUCCCGGGCGGCACAUUUACUUUGAAGGGUUCUCGGUCGACCAGCACGGGAAGCAGCAUUACAUGGAUGUUACCGUCGCCUAUCGUCAGACGUGUCUUCGCGUCAUUGAAUACCUCCGCCGCUUCGGCUACAGCGACUACCAGGUCUACCUCCUCAUGUCGUGCGCGCCCAUCCAGGGCCACGUCGCGGGCAUCGUCGACAUACCCAACGCGUGCACGACCAUUGGCCUGCCCAUGGACAUUUUCGACUUUGACAUCUCGCCGGGCGCGGGCAAAGUCGAGAAGCGGGACCUGGGCAGCUGCGCUUUCGCGACGGGUGUGAAGGAGGGGACUGUUACCAAGGGCGGGGCGAAUAGUCAGCAUAGCUACGGUGGUGGGUUGACGUAUAAGGAGUGAGGCAAUGAGACUGGGUUUGUGGAAGGUGUGUUGAGUGUGAGAGGUGUCGGCUCUUUUUGAAUUUGAGAUGGAGCUUGUGUGUGUGUUUCUCUUUUCGCUUCUCCUUUACAUUUCCGUCCUGCUGGCUGUCUCGUUGAGCGAUUGAACGAGAGCUGCGAGGUCAAGUUUGAUUGGAGUCGAAUGAGGUUGGGCAAGC
Colletotrichum scovillei is the source of this 1581-nucleotide messenger RNA. RefSeq names its product acetamidase/Formamidase. Gene Ontology annotation, molecular function: hydrolase activity, acting on carbon-nitrogen (but not peptide) bonds, in linear amides. The transcript has 8 exons. The coding region runs from base 72 to 1385 and encodes 437 amino acids. Lineage: Eukaryota; Fungi; Ascomycota; Sordariomycetes; Glomerellales; Glomerellaceae. The record is from RefSeq and is a predicted model, not a curated record.